Molecule: messenger RNA, 582 nt
Organism: Physella acuta
Lineage: Eukaryota; Metazoa; Mollusca; Gastropoda; Physidae
Product: protein FAM32A-like
Cellular component (GO): nucleolus
Source: RefSeq, a predicted model, not a curated record
CCAGAGACGAUAUUGUUGUGGUUCAAAUCCAUUGUGUUUAUUUCCGGUUGUAAAAUGGACGACGAAUACGCAGCCGUCCAGAAAGGAGGUCUAAACCUCAAAGUUCAAGAACAAGGAGGAAAAAAGAAAAAGAAGAAGGACAAGGAAAAAAAGAAAUUGGAAGAGCUUGUUGCAAGGACAAGCAAGGAGGAACGACAUGAAUUAACAGCAAGACCAUCCAAGACAAAAGCAGAAUUAGCUUUUGAGAGGGCUAAAAAGAAAAAAAAUGAACAGCAAAUUCUUCAGCGGGCAUCAAAAUCCCACAAAGAAAGAAUUAUGGAGUUCAACCAGCAGUUGGAUAACUUGACUGAACACUUUGACAUACCAAAAGUGAGCUGGACCAAGUAAUAAAAAUUCAGUAUUUAUUUGGACAGCAAGCUUUGACAAUAGGUGGCGACGGCCCCAAAGUCUUUAACUUGAGGUGGCUAGAGAUGAGAAGCUCCCAACACUAAUUCACAAAAUAUCCAUUUUGAGAUAAUGGAGAAAAUUUCAAUAGGCACCGAUAUCAUACAUUAAAGAUUAAACAACUUCUGAUGAUUUAUG